Molecule: messenger RNA, 426 nt
Organism: Striga asiatica
Lineage: Eukaryota; Viridiplantae; Streptophyta; Magnoliopsida; Lamiales; Orobanchaceae
Source: the annotation of a GenBank genome assembly
AUGAUCAUCCUGCGAGGAUAUGGCUCCUUGGAGGAGUUACUAGAGAUGAUAACAUUGGCACAACUUAAAAUCCAAUAUAGACUGCUUCCUUGGGAGCACUCAAGGUCCGUAUCACGUUCCAGGUCCAUAACACGUUUUAGAUCAUGGUCUACACCAAGGGACAGAUCUAGGUCUAGGUCUGGUUCAAGAGGUCGUGGCAGAAGCUGGCUGGUUUUGUGUGCCUUCCACAUGGUUUUAGCAAGACACAUCGAGUGGCUGUCUUUGCGGAAGGAGCUGCUGCAGAUGAGGCUCGAGUGGGUGGAGCUUAUAUUGUUGGCGGCCAAGAGCUGGUGGAAUAGGUUGACUAGGGCCUUGGCCUACUUAUUGCUCGAAAGGUUGGUCAAGUUCAAACAAGCAAGUCGCUUAUUGGACGUGGACAAGUCUUAG